Messenger RNA from Tachysurus vachellii, 1422 nucleotides. RefSeq names its product C-C chemokine receptor type 5-like. Gene Ontology annotation, molecular function: chemokine receptor activity. Bases 86 to 1174 code for a protein of 362 amino acids. The transcript is spliced from 2 exons. Gene Ontology annotation, cellular component: membrane. The record is from RefSeq and is a predicted model, not a curated record. Gene Ontology annotation, biological process: chemotaxis; G protein-coupled receptor signaling pathway; immune response. NCBI's taxonomy places the organism in Eukaryota, Metazoa, Chordata, Actinopteri, Siluriformes, Bagridae.
GCCACACCCAGACAUAGCUGGUCCUCUUGUUAUAUAUAAAGACAAACACUGCCUACUUUCACAAUCACUCUUGGACUCAUAAAUCAUGGGUACGAUCUACCCCAACACAACAACUGAGAACUACAAUCACAGCUACGAUGACUAUUACUUCGACCUCUUCGAAUUAAUUCCCUGCGACAAUAUCAACAUAAAGGCCUUCAGCAGAGUCUUCCUCCCUACACUCUACAGCAUCGUCUUCAUCGUGGGGUUCAUCGGCAACGGCUUGGUGUUGUGUGUCCUGGUCAAGUUCAGCAAAAGGUCCAACAUGUCAGAUGUGUGUCUCUUCAACCUGGCGCUUUCAGACCUCCUCUUCCUUCUCUCGUUACCUUUCUGGGCUCAUUAUGCCCUCACCAGUCAGUGGACCUUCGGGAGCUUCAUGUGCCGUACAGUGGCGGCGUUCUACACGCUGGGAUUCUAUGGAAGCAUCUUCAUCAUGAUCCUCAUGACUGUAGACCGCUAUGCUGUCAUUGUCCACACCCAGACCUCCCUGUUCUCUAAGCACCGGUCUGUCAGAGCUAGCAUAGUCCUGAUUUUGUUUAUGUGGACACUUAGCCUGGGAGCUUCUCUGCCCACCGUCAUUUGGGCACAAGUGAACAAUAAAUCAGAAGUAUGGACAUGCAGUGUGGAAUAUCCAGAAGGAACAGAGUGGAGGUGUUUUUCUUACAUCGAGCUUAAUGUCCUCAGCCUGAUUAUUCCUCUGUCAGUGAUGUUGUUCUGCUACUCGCGCAUCAUCCCUAUCUUAAUGACCAUGAAGUCUCAGAAGAAACACAGAGCUGUCAGGCUCAUGCUGGUCUUGGUCAGUGUUUUCUUCCUCUUCUGGACACCUUACAACAUUGUCAUCUUCCUGAAGUUCCUGCACCAUUUGGGUUACUUGAGCACUUGUAAGUGGUAUCAGGACCUGAACAUGGCUAUGCAGUGGGUGGAAACGAUAGCGUUCUGUCACUGCUGCAUCAACCCCAUCAUCUAUGCCUUUGUGGGGCAGAGAUUCAGGAAUUUAUUUCUAAGGAUCCUCCAAGAGUGGUUUCCUUGUUGCUUUGGUUCGUAUACAAGAGUCAAACACGAGCCGACAGAGAGGUGGGUCUCGGUGUACUCACGCUCCUCAGUUAAUACCAGCACAGAGUCCGUUCAGCCAUAAGGGCAAAAGUGCAGCAUGUAGUUUAAACACAGUUAUAAGCAGACAAAACUGAAACUGUAUUAAGGGGAAAAAUAAUUACUGGUUAGGUUUCUUUUUUUUCCAGAAAAGGUUUUUGAGUGUUUUUUUUUGCUUUUGUUUGUAUUUUUGCACAGAAUAUGCUACAUUAUUAACACAAAAUUAUCUUAAAACCUUCACUAAAAGUUAAUAUUUUUGUCAUUUAUUUGUCAGACUUACACAGUGAUGCAUAU